AUGUAACCACUUUGUGAUCCAGCAUAGGAUAGAGUAGUUAAGCAAGUACCUUUACCACCUCAUCGUCCUUUAGAUAAUGAUCUAAUGUUUCCAGCUAAGAAUCAAGGUAAAUGAAAUAUGAUUAUAUUAGGGAAACCUGACUGGAAACUUAUAAAGGAGCAUUUAGAAAGAGAGGGGAGAAUUGCAAAGAAGGAAGUAAUAAAAUUAGUAACAAUGGCAAACAAAAUUUUUAGUAAGCAAUCGUUAUUAUAAUAAAGAGAAUGAGGGCAGUUUGAUACAUCUGUCAGAUCCAUUGACAGUAGUAGGAGAUAUUCAUGGGUAUAAUUUUGAAAAUAAUAAGUUAGAUAAUUUUAUGAUUUCCUUAAGAUUCUUGAUGUGGGUGGUAAUCCAGAAUCAUAGAAAUAUGUGUUUUUGGGUGAUUAUGUUGAUAGAGGACCAUUUUCAAUAGAGGUGUUAAUUUUGUUGUAUUCUCUAAAAAUUAAUUAUCCACGAACUAUAUAUAUGCUUAGAGGAAAUCAUGAAUGUAGAUAACUAACAUCUUUCUUUAAUUUCAUGGAUGAAUGCAAAUAUAAAUAUGAUUAAGAAUUGUAUGAUGUUUUCAUGGAUUCAUUUGAUAAUCUUCCAUUAGCAUGUAUUAUUAAUAAUCAAUUUAUUGCACUUCAUGGAGGAAUAUCUCCAGAAUUAAGAAAUGUAUAAAAUAAUUUAUAUGUAGGUUGCUGAUGUCAAUUAAGUUGAGAGAUUUAGAGAACCACCAAAAAAUGGAUUAUUUUGUGAUAUUCUUUGGGCAGAUCCUGUCGAUAAUGAUGAUGGAAUAUGUGAAGGAUAGUUUAGAAUUAAUGAAGUCAGAGGCUGUUCUUACUUUUAUGGAAUGGAAGCAGUCAGCAGAUUUUUGGAAAGAAAUAAAUUGAUAUCUGUUAUAAGAGCCCAUGAAGCUCAAUUAGAAGGUUAUAAAAUGCAUAGAUGGGAUGGUGGAUAAGAUUUUCCUAUGGUAAUAACUAUAUUUUCAGCUCCUAACUAUUGUGAUGUCUACAACAAUAAGGGAGCUGUUAUUAAAUUUAAAGUAUGUAUCUUUUUUUAAUAAUUCUAGAAUAAUGAUCUUAACAUUCAAUAAUAUAAUUAUAGUUAACAUCCAUAUCUAUUACCGAAUUUCAUGGAUAUUUUUACAUGGUCUAUCCCUUUCGUUGCAGAAAAAGGUAACUCUAAAUACUAUUAUAAAAGUCACUGAAGUGUUAUUCCAUAUAAUCUAACCUAGAGAUGGUGAAGCUAUAGAUGAAAUUGUUGAUGAAGAUGAUAUUGCAAAAUUCAAAGAAUUAGUAGGAGAUCAAUAGCAUAAAAAUAAAGAUGUUUUUUUGAAAAGCAAAAUAAAAUUUGUAUUUAGAAUGAUGCAAAUUCAAAAAGGACUAAGAUAACAAAGUGAAAGUCUAGUCUAAACUAAAGGUGCUUGUCCAGAUAAUCGUAUUCCUAAAACACUUCUAGAUAGCAUAAAAGAUUGUAAUAUUUAUUUUUAAUAAUAAUAUUAGCGAAUGGAGCAUUUUAAACUGCUAAAAUGGCUGACUCAAUCAAUGAGAAAAGACCUGGACUCAGUUAAUGAUAUUAGAAUCAUAUAAAUAAAC
This is a messenger RNA of Paramecium sonneborni, 1613 nucleotides long. The record is from the annotation of a GenBank genome assembly. NCBI's taxonomy places the organism in Eukaryota, Ciliophora, Oligohymenophorea, Peniculida, Parameciidae.